Molecule: messenger RNA, 576 nt
Organism: Trypanosoma rangeli
Lineage: Eukaryota; Euglenozoa; Kinetoplastea; Trypanosomatida; Trypanosomatidae
Exons: 1
Coding region: 1-576 (191 amino acids)
Source: RefSeq, a predicted model, not a curated record
AUGACGAUACUACCACAAGAAGUUGACUCAAAGGCGGUGCUUGAUGAACGUGACAGCGCCUCGUCUUCAUCCAUGGAAAGCGAGGGCGAUGGUGGUGAGGAAUCCGCUGAUGGCGCUGUGGUUCCACUGGAUGUGAUGUACGCCAUGACCCACAUUAUCCAAAAGCAGGAUGAUGAAAUAUCACGUCUUCAUAGGUUACAAGAGACCGCACGAGAGGAGGAGAUGCUACGCCGUCGUGAGCUGCUACGAGAGCGGGUAGCAUCGGUGCGGCAUUUAUUGGCGGGCACAAAAGAACCUAUUGGUGAAGAGGGAUGUCGGCCAAAUGCCGUCAGCAUCUCCAUAGAGCCAUCAAACCCGGAUUCAGAACUCAGCCCUGCUCCCGUCACUAAGCUGAGGGAACAUCUGCCGUGGCAUACACGACUCUGGCACUCUGUUUACAAUAAUAUUCGCUUUCUUGUCGUUACAGCAGCAUAUACCACAGGCGCCAAUAUCCAAGCUACGCACGCACCAAAUGAGUACUACCACCGGAAGUCAUAUAGUACAUUACGAAAUGUAUUGAACCCAUCCUCAAUGUAG